UGCGCGCAUGUUGAACGGAAUUACAGAGUUAUGUCAGAUUGCCCCAUCGAGUGACGUCGCGUUCAGCAGCACACCGCGAGUAUAUAAGGUCCUGCUAUCUGACAUGUACCUCUUCACCUAUCUUAAGUGCCUUUUCAACGCAGAAUCAACACUAUGCACUCCCUUCCCAGGACGUUCAUCAUCCUCCUCUUAUCUCCAUAGCCAACAUAGCACUGUCGGAUUAAUGGCUAUUGUCCCGCGUUCUGUGAAUUCACGCCGCCAUAAAGGCUGGGUCGUUUGUUGAACUGAUAAGUAUAUACGCGCAUGAUUACCCUGAGGGUGAGUAUUGCUGACAGCCUAUCAAUAGCAGGGUCUGCUAUCCUCCUUUCCGGCUCUUGUGGUCUGCUCGACUUCCUGCGCACGUUACUGGGUCAUGAACCCACGACCAAACGGGAGUCAUCCCACGAGGAUAUCACUGCAUUUGUAGUCAUCCGGCACUGAGUAUGCAAGACUCGGAUAGAAGCCGCUGGACGUUCGAGAAUACACUGGCCAGUGAUGCGAUAUAUACGGGAGUCAAGAGGCUUCUCUGCGAAGACAGUGAUUACGCGGAAGGGAACGAG
This is a messenger RNA of Laetiporus sulphureus 93-53, 599 nucleotides long. RefSeq lists its product as uncharacterized. The transcript is spliced from 2 exons. The record is from RefSeq and is a predicted model, not a curated record. NCBI's taxonomy places the organism in Eukaryota, Fungi, Basidiomycota, Agaricomycetes, Polyporales, Laetiporaceae. The coding region runs from base 304 to 480 and encodes 58 amino acids.